Dictyostelium purpureum is the source of this 1908-nucleotide messenger RNA. RefSeq lists its product as uncharacterized. The transcript has a single exon. The record is from RefSeq and is a predicted model, not a curated record. Lineage: Eukaryota; Evosea; Eumycetozoa; Dictyosteliales; Dictyosteliaceae. Bases 1 to 1908 code for a protein of 635 amino acids.
AUGUCACUAUCAACCACAACAACAUCAACUAUCAAUAAUAGUAAUAAAACCACCUCAACUUCAAUAAAAAAUGAAAAACCUUCUUCUUCUUCUUCUUCUUCCUCAAAACCACCAUUAAAAAACAAGGUUUCAACAAUCAAAUCCACUAAUAAUAAUGGAAGCAGCGAUACAAAAACUCCAACUAAUAAUGAUAAAGAUACAAUUGAUAACAAAACAGAUAAAAAAGAAGAUUUUUAUGACAUAAAGUUUGAAUUUGACGCGCCACAAUUUAUAGACUUUCAAACAUUAGAUAUUAGUAAGCAAGAAGAGAAUUUUGAUAAAUGGUUUGAUUCAAUACAUAUCAGCCACGAAACUGACAAACCAAAGGUCAUCACAAAUUACUUUCAAAAAACAUCACCAAAUAAAUCAGAAGAUCCACCAAAUGUAAUAAAUAUAACCUCUACAUCACCCAUUUCAAUAUCACCAACCAAAGAUAUAUCAAUCACUAAUCAAACUUUUGAUCAAAAUAAUGAUAACAAUAACAUUAAAAUAAACAAUAUAAAUAAUAAUAAUAGUUUAACCAACAAACCACUUUUUAAUAGUAAUAUAAAAUCAUUAUUUAAAGAUUUAUCUGGAACAUUAAAACCUGAAAGAAUUUCAAUUAAUAAUAUUAAUAAUAACGCAGAUGAUAUAGCGGGUUUAGAACAAAUAAAAACAAACUUACCUCCAAAACCAAUAAGGCUCUCGUCACAAAAUUUAAAAAGAUUUUCUGCCUCAAACAAUUUAAAUAAUUUAUCAAAUAACAACGAUAUAAAUAAUAAUAAUAAAAUUACACAUUGUAGACUUUCAUCAUUAAAUAGAAGAUUUAAUAAACUUUCAACAUCCGGUAUAACAUCUGCAACACCUGCCACUGCAACUGCCACAAUUUUAAAUACCAUUUCAUCAAAACCACCAAUCAAAAGAGCAUCAACAAAUCAAAUAUACAGUAAACUAAAUAACAAUAUAAAUAAUGACAACAAUGAUAAUAAUAAGGAUCCUUUUAAUAUUGCAAGCAAUAUAAAAAAUGGCAAUAGUAAUAAUAAUAAUAAUUGCGAAAACAAACCUUCAUUGUUAAUAAAACCUGUUGUAAAAAAAACAAUUAUAGAUAACAAAAGAAAAGCAAGUAUACUUUCCAACAACAAUAGUAGCUUUAGUUAUAUUAGAAAAAGCAUUACAACUCCCAACAACAGUGACAAACCAACAAAAUCCUUAGUUACAACAAAAGAAAGCAUCCCAUAUAAAAUCGAAUUAUCAAAAAAAGAAAGAUUAUCAAUUUCCUCAAUCAAAAAAAGACGCUCAAAUCUUGGUAGCAAUGGAUCAAACGUAACCAAAGAUAGGUUUAUUUAUAAUGGUAAUAAUACUACUCCAAAACCAACAAGAUUAUCAAUGAAAGAAAAUAUCAACAUUAAUAGUAAAUUAAAUAAUUGCCAAGGAAAGACCAGUGUCAGUAUUGAUAGAAAUCAACCAAAUUUAAACAAUAACAAUAACAACAAACCCCUAGUACCAAACUCAUCUUCCUCAUCUUCCUCAUCUUCCUCAUCAUCAUCAUCGUCAUCAUCUUUUUUAUUGUCAAAAAGACCUCUUUCACCAAUCCCAUCAUCAUCAUUAUCCAGUGUUAAAAACAAAAUCAAUAAUAAUGAAAAUAUAAAUAAUAGUAUCAGUAAUUUAAAACCAAAAAAACCAAUCACAGAUUUAUUAUCAAGCAAUAAAGAAAACUUGACCAUUUCAAAUCUUAAAAAACCAUUAUCUGCAACCUCAUCAUCAAAACCCCCAAUUUUAAUAACCGAUAAAAAAAUCUCGACCGAAAAGAGUAAAAACAAAAUUCCAAUAUUAAUCAAUUCCAAAAACCCAACAUUUUUUCCCCAAGAAUAUUCAAAAAUUAUAAAAUAA